Xenopus laevis (African clawed frog) is the source of this 1260-nucleotide messenger RNA. RefSeq names its product sulfotransferase family 2B member 1 S homeolog (gene sult2b1.S). Gene Ontology annotation, cellular component: cytoplasm. The record is from RefSeq and is a predicted model, not a curated record. NCBI's taxonomy places the organism in Eukaryota, Metazoa, Chordata, Amphibia, Anura, Pipidae. Gene Ontology annotation, molecular function: sulfotransferase activity. The coding region runs from base 92 to 958 and encodes 288 amino acids. The transcript is spliced from 7 exons.
UAGGAAACUCACAGGCUGGGACUCUGAUCCUGCUGGACUGGUUCACACAGACGUGUUCCUUUACACUCUCGCUCUAACGCUUGGAGUGAAGAUGGAGGAUUUUCAGAUUUCCCGGGAAUACUUGACCUUUGAAGGAAUGAGAGUGCCUUCCAAUGUCCACACAGUGGAGAGCUUAACAUAUGCAUGGAAAGAGUUUGUAACACGCGAUGAUGAUGUUUUUAAUGUAACCUUCCCUAAAUCAGGCACAACUUGGAUGCAGGAAAUUCUAACACUCAUUUACAGCAAAGGAAACCCCACACCAGUAAAGACAGAGUAUAGUUGGGAUCGUGUCCCUUGGCUAGAACAAUAUACAGGUCGAAGCAAACUGGAGAACAGACCAUCCCCAAGACUCAUCACAUCCCAUCUCCCUUUUCAUAUAUUUCCCCAAUCUUUCUUCAAGACAAAUGCCAAGAUUAUCUACACCAUACGAAAUCCAAAAGAUGUCUGUGUGUCUCUGUAUUUCUUUUCCCUGAUUGCUCAGUUCUUGGAAUACAGGGAAGAUUUCCAAGAGUUUGUCUCCUUGUUUCUAAGUAAAGACAUGUUCUACGCUGGUUGGUUUGAUCAUAUAAAAGGGUGGUUGUCAUUUAAGAACAACCCAAAUUUUCUUCUUCUGACAUACGAGGAUAUGGUAAAAGAUCUGAAAAGCAAUGUGAUUAAGAUCUGUCAGUUUCUUGGAAAGGAGCUGGAUGAUGCUGCCAUCAAUUCUGUUGUGGAAAACUCCUCUUUCAAAGCAAUGAAGGACAAUGAAAUGUCCAACUACAGUGCAGUGCCUGACUAUAUAUUCAGCAAAGCAAAAGGGACAUUCCACAGAAAAGGUAUCAGCGGAGACUGGAAGAACUAUUUUACUCCUGAACGAGAAAGAGAAUUUGAUAAGAUUUACCAAGACCUCAUGAAAGAUAUCAACCUCCAGUUUGCAUAGAGUGAAUCAUACAAGAACUGCAUCCAUUUUUCGAAUAUUCUCUAUAACCUAAUAUGUAUAUGUUUCUGUUAUUUUUCCAUAGCUUUUUCUACUACGAACAGUGUAAUAUAAUAAAUUAUGGAUAUAACUUGAGACUUGAGUAUUGACUAUAGUGUAUGUGUGAAUGUGAUAGGGACCUUAUAUUGUAAGCUCCACUGGGGCAGGGACUGAUGAGAACAAUGAACAAUCUCUGUACAGCAUUGUUUAUCUUGUCACCUUUAUAUUAACGAAGAAUAAUAAUAAUAAAUGAAUCAUUAAUAUGA